UAUUACUGUUUGCUUUAGAGAGAGAAGCAACCAGCUGCAAUUUUAAAUACUGGUUUAGACGGAGCACGGCCGUCGAUGAAGAAACCUCCAUUCGUCCCCAACCGAUCUCCUCGAUGCAUCUCUUGGCGUCUUCUUCCACGUCUCUUUCUCAAUCGCUUUCUUAUUGCGAAACUCCAUGGCCGAUAAGAUCCCGGAGACUUGCAGCUGAUCGUGAGCAAUCACGGUGCUUUUCUGAAGCAAGGCUCAGCUUCCCUCCAACCCCUUCAUGGUAUUUUUUAUUGCUCUACUUUGAGAUACACGGUUUCGUUUCUCCGGAGGAGUCUUUAGGGCUCCGCGACGUUGGCGUGAAGCGAAGGGGAAAUUUAAAAAUGACGUUAUUUGGUUUCUCUUCUACUUCAAUCUUAUCGGGGAUCGAGGCCUGAUUGUCUACCCGAACAAUUAAUAUCCGUUACUACGCUUGUUUGAAGUUUGCAUUUCUGAGGUCGUUGAGCUUGUGCGGAAUUGAUGAAUUUUCCGUCGGAGGCCAUCGUUGAUAUCAUUAUUGCCCAUUCGAGGAGGGGAACGGGGGAUGCUAAUGGGGAUUAUGUGAGAUUGGCGCGGUCUGAUGAUGUAGUAGUAGGGUUGGAAGCUCAAUUAAGUGCAACACAAUGGGAGAAAUUUCUGUGGUGGACGAAGGUGGUUUUCUUGUGUGUUUUUCUGGGAACGGUUACCGCAGCUAUUGUGUUCUUUCUUGGCCCGGUGCUCAUACGAAAGGUGUUUGUUCCUAUUCUGAAUUGGGAAUCAACAACAUUUAGUACUCCAAUUCUUGGGUUCUUACUUUUUGCUUCAAUUGCAUUAUUUCCUGUUAUAUUGCUACCUUCUUCACCUUCUAUGUGGAUUGCUGGAAUGACAUUUGGCUAUGGUUAUGGAUCUCUACUGAUAAUGUCAGGCGCAAUUAUUGGCAUGUCAAUUCCAUAUUUCAUUGGUUCUUCUUUUCGGAGCAGAAUACAUAAAUUGCUGAAGAGAUGGCCAAAGGAAUCAACAAUCUUCAGAUUAGCUGGUGCAGGAAAUUGGCUUCAUCAAUUUCAUGCUGUUGCAUUGAUAAGGAUCUCUCCAUUUCCAUAUAUUAUUUUCAACUAUGCAUCUGUGGCAACAAAUGUGAGCUAUUGUCCCUACAUAUGUGGAUCUCUGGUAGGGAUAGUGCCAGAGAUUUUUAUAACAAUUUACAGUGGAAGGUUGCUGCGGAGCUUCGCAGUUGCAUCCGACGGUGGAGAUUUUCUGUCCUUGCAACAGAUCAUCUAUGAUUCGGUCGGCUUCUGUGCCGCCCUGACUGCCACCAUUGCCAUCACCAUUUAUUCCAAGAGGACUCUCCACACUCUCCAGGUAAUGGAUGAGCUCAACUAAUUCCCUCCAUUUAAGAGCAUCAUGAGAUCCUAACAUCACAUUGCAUGCAUACCACCCAAUUCCUAAGCAUCUACAUAUCUAACACAUAAACUUUACUCUUUACAU
Molecule: messenger RNA, 1488 nt
Organism: Phalaenopsis equestris
Lineage: Eukaryota; Viridiplantae; Streptophyta; Magnoliopsida; Asparagales; Orchidaceae
Exons: 4
Coding region: 505-1383 (292 amino acids)
Source: RefSeq, a predicted model, not a curated record